AUGGCGACGGCGCGCCGCCGCGGCAUGCCGCUGCGCGAGUGCAACCUGCUGAUCAGGACCCUGGCGAGGCGCGGCAGCCACGCCGAUGUCAUGGCGGUCUACUACGACCUCCGCGGACGCGGUCUCGUGGCGGACAGCUUCACCUACCCGUUCGUGCUCAGGGCCAUCGGGGUCCUCAAGGUACCCGUCGAGGGGCGCAAGGCGCACGCGGCGGCCCUCAAGACCGGUUUCCGGUGGGAUGCCUACACCGCGAGCUCGCUCAUGGACAUGUACACGACGGUGGACCGUCCGGAAGUCGCGCGGAAGGUGUUCGACGAAAUGCCGCAGAGGGCGCUGGUCGUGUGGAAUAUGAUGAUCAGGUGCUAUGUCAGGAGUGGCCGAAACACAGACGCGGUUGCUUUGGCUGAGGAGAUGGAAAGGGGCGGCCUCACACCCGACAGGGUGACGUUGCUGACCGCACUCACCGCCUGCUCCAGAGCCGGUGACCUGAGCUUAGGAAGGAGAAUUCAUGCCUACAUGGAUGGAGUCACUGGGUUCAGCCUCCCAGUUGCAAAUGCACUGCUGGACAUGUACACGAAGAAUGCUUGCUUGGAAGAGGCAGUGAAGCUGUUCGAACAGAUGCCAGCGAGGAACAUCAUUUCCUGGACCAUACUUGUGUCGGGAUAUGCCUUGGCCGGACAGGUGGAAAAGGCGAGAUUACUCUUCCACCAAUGCACAGAGAAGGAUCUAAUCAUGUGGACUGCUAUGAUCAACGCGUAUGCGCAACAUGGAUGCUUCGUGGAGGCAUUGUCGUUGUUUCGAGACAUGCUGAUGCAUCAAGUUGAGCCAGACAGGUUCACUGUUGUCACUCUCCUGACAUGCUGUGCCAAUCUUGGCGCGCUCGAUCAAGGUGAGUGGAUCCACCAGCUUGCUGAAGGUAAGAAGAUGAAGCUUGAUGCAGUUCUUGGCACCGCAUUGAUCGACAUGUAUGCCAAGUGUGGGCAUGUAGAGAAGUCAGUGGAGGUCUUUGAACGAAUGGAAGGCAGAGACACUACGGCCUGGACAGCCAUUAUCUGCGGCCUGGCCACAAAUGGUCAGGCAAGUAGAGCCCUCGAAUUGUUUGAGGAUAUGGAGAGAAGCAGCGCUAGGCCUGACAGCGUUACCUUCAUUGGGGUGCUGAGCGCAUGUUGCCAUGGUGGCUUGGUUGAUGAAGGGCGGAAACAGUUUCGUGCUAUGAAGGAGGUUUAUCGGAUACGACCAAGAGUUGAACAUUAUGGUUGCCUUGUCAAUCUUUUAGGUCGUGCUGGUCAACUUGAUGAAGCUGAGAAGUUGAUCAAGGGUAUACCAAUUGACAAGGACGCUAUGCCGCUGUUUGGUGCACUCCUCACUGCUUGCAAGGCUCAAGGCAAUGUCGAGAUGAGCGAAAGGCUGACCAAACGAAUAGGCAAGCGAGGCUACCAAAUUCCUGAUGUGGAUUUGCUCAUGUCUAAUGUGUAUGCAACUGCAAGUCGAUGGGAGGAUGUAGUAAGAGUAAGGAGCAAGAUCGCACACCCCAGUGUCAAGAAAAAUGCAGGGCGCAGCUUGAUCGAGGUGAAGGGAUACUGAAGAUGGCAGUUAGCACUUGCACAUCUAGUGCUUCAACAUAGGAAUGGCUAAAACAUCCAUUAGUCUGAGUAAUUUUUCCUAGAGAUCCAUUGAUCUGAGUUGAUUGCAUUGAUAUAACCAAAAUAUUAUGGUCAAUUUAGCUGCGGUGACUCGGUUCGUUAACAAUUAAAAAGGUGCUCAAAAUUCCACCUGUUUUUACCUCCUUGAGACCCCGGGACUAAAAUUUUCAGAACAGAGGUGUUGAAAUGCAUUGUCUUCUGCAGUUGGUUGAUUUGAUCCUUGAUAACGAUCAGUACUUAUUUUCAGGAACCGAUCACAGCGAGACUUGUGAAAUUACUAUUUAUUUAACUCCUGCAAUGAAAUGACAUACAUUUCUGGAAACGAAGAAAUCAAGGUUAGUUACCAAGCCAAUGGUAUCUUUCAUCUAUUUCUGUUGCAGAUGAAUAUACCUAUGGGCUAAUAUGCACCUUGACACUAUCGAUAAUGCACCAAAUUCUAGUGUGACCAUUUGUAAUCUUAUGAUGAGACCGUAUGACUUUGGUCGUUUAAUCGACUAGCUAAUACUUGGCUUGCACUUGUUGAUGGAUUUCAGCCUGAACUGACCGACACCCAGAAUUUCAUUGACCCUAAUGCAGUACAUUAUCUUCAGAACGUUGUUCAGGAGAUCACAUAAGUUGGCUGCCUCCCAACAUCUUGAAAAUAUCUCUUGUAAGUUCAUCCGCUAGUUACAAAAUAUCAAUUCAAGCCACUGUUUGGGUUCAGUGAAUUAACUAAACAAGAAUUCAGUUUACCACAUGAGGCAAAAAUCAAGGCUUGUAGCCGGUGACAAUAUAGCAGUUUUCUGGCUGUAUUUGCAUUUUCAGUUGCGUUCAUUUCAUAGUUUUGGUGCUACUUGUGGAAGAAAAUCAGAAUGACACACUAUAAACUGAUAAGCUUUCUUUCUCACGGAGGUAACCUGCUAGUACUGCCUAUUACCUUCAUUUUGUGUGGAUAUUUCAGCUACGCAUAACCUUAAUUAUGAGUACAAAAAAGAAAGCCCCGUUAAGUCCGUUGAUAACAUCUAGGACAUAUUAUGGUUCCAGCCCUAAAAAUAGCAGUACAGAUAGGCAUAAAAAGGUUCUUAAUAUUUUUUGAAAAUAUGAUGCAAAACCAACCUAUCAUAUCAUAGAAUUUCACAUCUAUGAAAAGGAAACUUGGAGUAGCCCAGAAGGUACUAUAUGAUAAAUAAAAACCAGAAGGUACUAUUAACUGAAAUUAUCGUUAUACUCCUACAUCUCAUUGUUCAGAAUAAUAUUUUCAGGUUACUUUAUUACAUCAUACCUUAUCAAACAAAGAAAAAAUCUUGUUUUUUCAUGAUCACUAGCGCUGCUAUUUCGACGUUGGAGUACAGUUCCACCUUAGGCUAGUAUCGCUAGAUAUGUUCUUGUUCCAGGGGAAAUACCCUUUGGCUCUCGCAUGUAUAUACACCCUAUAUGGGAUAUUUUUUAAAAAUAAUUAAACAAAAAGUCAAAAUAGUUCAAAAGUAUUUUUAGAUUAACUUGACUUAUUUGCGCACUAGUAUAUAAGUUUCCACCAAAAAAGAACCAACGUUGACUUCACAGCAAAAAAGACAAAAUUUAUUUGCUAUUAUAGGUCACUAUUCACGAUAUUUUGACCGAAAAUUUGUCUUUUUCAAAAAGAAGUCAAAGAGGAAUUGUCCUUUUGUGAAACUUUUCU
Messenger RNA from Triticum aestivum (bread wheat), 3300 nucleotides. RefSeq names its product pentatricopeptide repeat-containing protein At1g31430. Lineage: Eukaryota; Viridiplantae; Streptophyta; Magnoliopsida; Poales; Poaceae. The record is from RefSeq and is a predicted model, not a curated record. Gene Ontology annotation, biological process: RNA modification. Gene Ontology annotation, molecular function: protein binding; RNA binding. The coding region runs from base 1 to 1584 and encodes 527 amino acids. The transcript is spliced from 2 exons.